Molecule: messenger RNA, 2480 nt
Organism: Closterium sp. NIES-67
Lineage: Eukaryota; Viridiplantae; Streptophyta; Zygnematophyceae; Desmidiales; Closteriaceae
Source: the annotation of a GenBank genome assembly
GAGCUGCUUCCAAGGCUACCUGCUGCGCAGCCUUCCUCGCACAGCAGUUUUAUAGUAGCUAACUGCUCAAAACCAUUGGACUUCGGGAACCUCGGGCUACCUGAAAACCAAGGCUUUCACCUGCCUGGUUUACUCUUACACCACCAGUUUUCGUCUCUAGACUUUAGUGUUGCUGGGCUGAAACCUGAAGAGAAUCGGAAAAUGGCGGGACGCUGAUUGGCCGUAGCGCGAUGGAGGAGAACCCUGAAAGCCAGUGGUGGCUGGCCGCAAUUCACGGCGAGAGACGUGAAUUGCCGUUGGAAUAAAACCAGCUGUCCUUUCGCAUGGUCGAAUCCUAACGUCAGGGACUAACGUCAGCAAGGGACUAACGUCGGUUAGCAAUUACUUUCAUGAUUCUUCUGACGUUCCCGUGACGCUGUAAUGGCCGCUCUAACUUAUUACUCGUCACGGUCACAGAUGCCAUUGACUUAAGUCAAGCCUAAUUGCCAACUUUAGGAGCCGACUCGAAUAGUUCGCAAUUAUGGUCGCGAUAUCUCCCGCCAUUCGAUUAGCCGUGUCGCGAAUCCGGCCGUUCAGCCGUCAGAUCACUCUGGCCGUCGCGUUCCCGUUCAUCUGGAUGCUCGUCUCCUCCACGCGUCGCGACGACCUCGCCAGCAGCUUCCCCUUCUCCGGAUCGACUCAUUAUAAGCCGGUGCCUAUACCGGGGCCGAAGAUCCCCGUGACGAUCGUCAACGACACGCUUGGCGGCUUAGCGGUGUGCUUGGACGGCUCACCGCCCGGAUUCCACUUCCAGGCGGGCACAGGCGACGGCGCCAGCAAGUGGGUCAUCUUCCUGGAGGGCGGUGCCUGGUGCGAUUCUAUUCAGGAUUGCCACAAUCGCUCACUGACCAAGCUUGGCUCCUCCAAUCAGAUGCAGCCAUACAAGUUCAUCGGCAUUCUGUCUCCUGACCCUGAGAUCAACCCCGAGUUCUUCAGUUGGAACCGUGUGGUGGUGCGCUACUGUGACGGCGCCUCGUUUUCAGGAAACAAGAACUCUCCAAUUAAAGUGCCGGGCCAGAACAGCACGUUCAUCUUCUUCAGAGGCAGCCACAUCAUGCUGGCCGUUGUGAACCAUCUCCUGCAGCACCACAACCUGCGGGCGGCAUCGCAUGUCCUGUUUGGGGGAGGCUCGGCUGGUGCGCUGGCAGCCUUCCUGCACUGCGACUGGUUUGCCAAGACAAUGCUGCAGGAAUCUCAACCAGUCACCUCCCCUUCUGAUGCUGCUGCUGCUGCUGCUGAUGGCGCUGCUAGUGGUGGUGGUGCUGCUUCCUCCCCAUCGCCCUCCUCCUCAUUAUCCUCUCCCUCCUCGUUUUCACCACCGGUGGUCAAGUGCAUGGGGGAUGGCGGCAUAUUUCUGGACACCAAGGACGUGGGAGGGCAGCACGAGAUGAGGAAGCUCUUUUCAGCUGUAGUCAGAUUACAGAAUGUGUCGGUGCAUCAGGGCUGCUUGGAGCACCUCAAGAACCAAACAGCAGAGAGAUGGAAGUGCUUUUUCCCCGAGUACUUCCUCCCUCUGCUGGACACUCCACUCUUUAUCGGCAACACCCUCUAUGACUCCUGGCAGAUGAACUAUUCAUUUGCGGUGCCGGCGUCCUUUCACUCUAAAGACUGGGACCAAUGUCGGUGGUCUCUGGCGGAUUGCCCCUGGAAUCUGCUCAGAAAGUUCCACACGUACCGAGCCGAAAUGGUGAAGAAGCUCCAGCCUCUCAUGCAGGCUCGGGUCUCUGCUUCGGUGCCGAGCCUGCGGCAGGCAGGGCAGGAGCCAGGCUUGGAGCAGGCAGGGCAAGAGCCGGGCAGCGGCAGCAGAGGGUUAAAGGGAUGGAUACAAGGCGGAGAAGGAGUAAGAGGAGGAAAGGAGGCGUUAUCUGGUGAACAGGGAAGGCUGGGUUCAGUGAAGCGAUGCCCGCAUGGCUUCUUCCUCGCCUCGUGCCACAUGCACACCAUGGCUCUCUGGGCGUCAUGGCACGGACUACAAGGGCCGUUGCUAUCCGACCAAUCCAUGGCUCAGGCAGUAGCAGACUGGUUCUUUGAGCGCAAAGAAGUGAGGCUUGUGGACGAAAUCUUUGGCCACAACCCGAGUUGCCCUUCCAGCAGCCAAAGACGACAGAGUAAAGCGAAGCAAAGGUCCAAUGCUGGCUGAAUAAAUGAGGGUUACCUUCAUUUUGCACAAUAGCUGUCCACAUUUUUCUUAAUUACAGUGCAAAGUUUGGGUCUUCGUCCUCCCUGCGUUUUGGUGAACAUCCGCUUAGUGAACAGGGCCAAAAAUUGGUUUUGGGCCGCCCUUUGAAAACAGGGUCGCCCCACCAAAACACCCUGACACACAGCGCACCUAACUCUCGUAGUCUUACCUAUGUUGAACUUCGGAUGGACAGGGGCUUGGAUUACCGUAUGUUGAUGGCUUGAUGAAAUGUACAGGGCGACACGUUUGAUGUACAGUGCUU